AUGAUUCUAGCGUUGGGACUGUUAACCAUGACUGGAGCCCACUUGGCUUUGGCAGGCGUUUUGGCCAAGCACUGGCCAUAUAUAGCUGCGUUUAUAGGGUACAGUGUACUGGUACUCAGCGGUGCGCUAAAGAUUGCCUUUACUACAAUGACCGUCCCUGCAACCAUCGAGAGCGAUUUCAGGUCCACAUGGGAGGGUAUGUACGAGCAUAACAAGUUCAGACUAUACCAUAUUGAGCGUGCCUACGGCUGCUGCGGCUUUAUGAACGCUACCGACCAUGCAGUGCCAAAAGUAUGCAAGAAAUCCCCCGAGUUUGGAUACGAGGAAGGUUGCUUCCAGUUUCUGAAGCACGAGACCCAGGUUCAGUGGGCAAGAGCAUUUGCCUGGACCAUGGGUGCCGCGUUGGCGCAGCUUGUCCUACUUGGAAUUGGCGCAUUCGUUUACGCACGUGCUGGUAACGGCCUGCAUCUAGAUGAUGAGCAGGAAGAAUAUGCCCCUCAGGAUCCGGAGCGCGGCUGGUUUGUCCCCGAGCGGCAGGCAGAGCGCGAAUUUCUGCAGCAGCAACAAGCGGGCAGCAUCACACCGACAACCGAUGCUCCAGCUGUGGCAACCCUGCAAGUAGCAGUCCCAGGACCUUUAACUCAGUCUCCUGAUCCGCCGCAACUAUCGGUGAUUCCCACUGGACUGCCCGCCGAGUCCCAGGAUGCACCUCCGCAGAAAGGCAACGGCAUUAAACUACCAGAGCAAAUUGUGCGCUCGUCGCAUGGUUUGAUCGAUCAUUUUUACCGACAUCGAACAGAAAAGGCCGAGAACGGUGGAAGGGGAAGCAGUGGUGGUGGAAAGCAGGUGCUUCAGGACGGUCAACGCUAG
This is a messenger RNA of Linderina pennispora, 870 nucleotides long. RefSeq lists its product as uncharacterized. The transcript has a single exon. The record is from RefSeq and is a predicted model, not a curated record. NCBI's taxonomy places the organism in Eukaryota, Fungi, Kickxellomycota, Kickxellomycetes, Kickxellales, Kickxellaceae. Bases 1 to 870 code for a protein of 289 amino acids. Gene Ontology annotation, cellular component: membrane.